UUCUCUAGCUCCUUCAAACUUGAGAAACUCAAAACCCUUUUUAUUUCUGGUUCCAUAAAUAAGUUUCAGUCUGAUAUAUAUAUACAUACAUAUAUAUAUAUAACUUGAGAAAUUAAUCCAGGAUGGUUGUACCUUCUCCGACUCCAAAUCCGAUAUGGAGCAAAAAGGCGAGAACGGCGCCGCUGGGAAUUCCGACUAUUGAUUUCUCUGUUGAGAGGUCUGUAUUGUCCAAACAAAUUGUGAAGGCAUGUGAAGAAUAUGGUUUCUUCAAGGUGGUGAACCAUGGUGUAGCAAAGGAGAUAAUUACAAGAAUGGAAAAGGAAGGGUUCAAUUUCUUCUCGAAACCGGCCUCGCAGAAACAACAAGCUGGUCCACCCAAUCCUUUUGGUUAUGGUUGCAAGAACAUCGGCUUCAAUGGCGACACUGGUGAGCUUGAGUACCUUCUCCUUCAGACCAACCCUCUCUCCAUUUAUGAGAGAUCUAAAACCAUCUCCAAUCACCCUGCCAAGUUCAGUUGUGUUGUGAAUGAUUACAUACAAGCAGUAAGGAAUCUGGCAUGUGACAUUCUUGAUCUAGCGGCUGAGGGCCUUCGGUUGACAGACAGAUCAGUGUUCAGUAAGCUCAUCGGAGACGUCCAAAGUGACUCUUGCUUCAGGAUCAAUCACUAUCCACCAUCAUCAAAACUACUCAAUUCAGGUAUCGGAUUUGGAGAGCAUUCUGACCCUCAGAUCUUGACCAUACUAAGAUCCAACGAUGUGGGUGGCCUCCAACUUUGUCUCAGUGAUGGCUCUUGGAUCCCGGUCCCUCCUGAUCCCACUGACUUUUGUGUCUUCGUAGGCGAUGCUUUGCAGGCGAUGACAAAUGAAAGGUUUAUGAGCGCGAGACACCGGGCAAUGGCAAAUUCUUGUGUUAAGGCAAGAAUGUCGAUGAUGUAUUUUGGGGCUCCACCUCUUCAUGGAAGGGUAUCUCCUCUUCCACAGAUGGUCUCACCAUGCAACCCUAGCAUGUACAAACCUUUCACUUGGGGAGAAUACAAGAAAGCUGCAUAUUCUUUGCGUUUGGGAGAUCGUCGUCUUGACCUCUUCAAGAUCCAUACAAGCCACGAUAAUAUAAUUAAUUAGGAAUAUUUUUUCUUUACUCCAUGAAUCAGUUCUUUUAAUAUUGUGAUCUUAUUAUAUAUUAGGCAUAGAAAUCAGAUGGAAGAAGCAUUACUUUUGUGUAUGUGUAUAUAUCUUUGUUACAUAUUAAUUAGUUAGUUGAAGGAUGAUUAUUGUAUUUCCUUUAAAGGGGAAAUUUUUGUUUACGGUGUUCCCCUGCAAAAAUUAAUACAUGUAUGACUCG
Messenger RNA from Cornus florida, 1341 nucleotides. RefSeq names its product gibberellin 2-beta-dioxygenase 2. Gene Ontology annotation, biological process: response to light stimulus; gibberellin catabolic process. NCBI's taxonomy places the organism in Eukaryota, Viridiplantae, Streptophyta, Magnoliopsida, Cornales, Cornaceae. The record is from RefSeq and is a predicted model, not a curated record. The transcript has 3 exons. The coding region runs from base 123 to 1121 and encodes 332 amino acids.